This is a messenger RNA of Rana temporaria (common frog), 3124 nucleotides long. RefSeq names its product nucleolar and coiled-body phosphoprotein 1 (gene NOLC1). Gene Ontology annotation, cellular component: nucleolus; nucleoplasm. The coding region runs from base 84 to 2540 and encodes 818 amino acids. Gene Ontology annotation, molecular function: protein binding. The transcript has 15 exons. Lineage: Eukaryota; Metazoa; Chordata; Amphibia; Anura; Ranidae. The record is from RefSeq and is a predicted model, not a curated record.
CUUCUGACGUAAUACGUAGGCGACGAGCGUUCGAGUUCUCUUUUCCACGUGAUUGACGAAGUGCAGCGUGUGAGGCCGGAAUCAUGACGGACAAACCUGUAGUACCCAGCGAUUUAUUCCCUCAUAUACUGCGAUUCCUGCGGGACAACCAGUUCGUAGGCGCCGCCAAAGAGUUCAGCAAGGCCACAGGACUGAAAGAUAAGGACAACAGCCCUGCCAGUCUUGUGGAUAUAUACAGCGAUUGGAUAAAAUCCCCUGCUCCUAAGAAAAGGAAACUGCUUGCUAAUAGCCUGCCCACUAAAAAGCCUGCUAAGGAAUCCAGCAGUGAAGACAGUUCUAGUGAAGAUGAAGAGCCACCUGCUAAAAAAACAAUACCGGCAGCAGCCAAAAAGCCAGUGACUAAAGUGCCUGCAAAAAAGAAAGCUGAAAGCAGCAGUGAAGAUUCUGACUCUGAAGAGGAAACCAAAAAUCCACUUCCUCAAAAGACUACACCCCUGGCAAAGGUGGCAAAUGUGAAGGCUCCACCUCAAAAGAAAGCGGCAAAAGAUUCAAGUUCAGACUCCAGCAGUUCAGAAGAUGAACCUCCCAAGAAAAAACAGGCUCUUCCUGCCAAGUCCCCUGUGGCAAAGUCCCCAGCACAGCCAUCUACAGCAAAAACAACUCCAGCAGCAAAAACAACUCCAGCAGCAAAAACACGGAAAUCGGAUACUAGUAGCAGUGAAGAGUCGGAUGACAGUGCAGCGGCAAAGUCCGUUAUAAAAACUCCUGCCAAAGCUGCUGCUGCUCCUGCUCCUGCAGUGAAAUCCCCUGCAGUGUCCAAACCUGCAGUGAAGGUGGCAGGCAGCAAGAAAAAAGGCUCCAGCAGUGAUGACUCUUCAGACAGUUCUGAGGAUGAGAAACCUGCAGCAAAACCUAAACCAAAGCAAGGUGCAUACAGUGCUGUACCUCCGCCUGCAUUCCACAAGAAAGAAGCUACUCCCAAGGCAAAAGCUAAGAAGGCAGAAAGCAGCAGUGAUUCCUCAGAUAGUGAGGAGGAACAGUCAGCAAAGAAAGCCAUGACCACUCCAGGAAAGGCGCCUGCAUUAUCUAAACCUGUUGCAAAUAAAGCCAAGUCCCCUGCAUUAUCUAAACCUGUUGCAAAUAAAGCCAAGGCAGAGUCCAGUGAUUCAGACUCUAGUGAUGAUGAAGAUGAGACCGCUAAACCAGUAGUGAAAACACCAGCUGGCAAGACUACUACAGUGAAAAAAACUGUACCUGCUAAGGGUGCUGUUAAAUCUGUGCAAGCAAAAAAGGAUUCCAGCUCUUCUGACAGCUCUGGCUCAAGUGAUGAUGAAGAGGUGAAAAAGGCCCCGGCUAAGCCCACAGCAAAAACGCCACCAGCAAAACCUGCUGCCAAAGUGACGCCAGCCAAAGCUGCUGCUGCGAAAGAGACGCCAUCCAAAACUCCCAAAGCUGCUGCUGCAGCCAAAAAGGAUGCCAGUAGUUCUGACAGUUCUGACUCCAGUGAUGAUGAAGAGGAGAAAAAGACACCAGCUAAACCAGCAGUGAAAACUCCACCUUCAAAGCCUGCUGCAAAAGCAGCCCCCGCCACCAAAAAGGACAGCAGCAGUUCUGACUCUGACAGUGAGGAAGAUUCCACUAAGAAGGCUGCCAGUAAGCCCACUCCAAAACAAGCUGCUGCAGCAAAACCGGCAUCGGGCAAGCAGGUGGAGGCUGCUAAAAAGACACCAACUAAAGCUUUGACCCCCAAGUCUACAGGAGCAGUUAAAAACAAGGUAGCUAAACAGAGCAGCAGCUCCGAUUCUGACUCAAGCAGCGAAGAGGAAAAAAACACUAAAACGGUUAAGUCACCGGCAGCUGCACCAUCUGCCAAGAAACCAGUUCCUGUGAAUAAAACAAAAGCCAGUAGUAGCUCUUCAUCAGACUCCAGCGAUGAAGAAGAAAAACCUAAACAAGCAGCUGUGAAAAAUGGAGUCAAGUCCGUCCCAAAGAAAAAAGAAAGUAGCUCUGAAGAGAGCAGCUCAGAAGAGGAUACAUCUAAGAAAUCUGCUACCUCAAAGUCCCCAUCAGCAGCUAAACCCGCCACCACUCCCAAGAGUGCAAAGUCCACACCAAAACCUUCAGCCAAGAAGGGUGAAGAGAGUUCAGAGGAAAGCUCCUCCAGUGAGGAAGAAGUCAAUGUGAAUGGUAAUUCUGGAAAAAGGAAAAGGGAAGGUGAUCAGGGGCUGACACCAGACAAUAAGAGCAUUCACGUGAAAACUCCAAACACGUUCCCCAAGGCUAACAAGAAGGAUGGUCAGAAAAAUGUUCCAUUCCGAAGAGUAGUUGAAGAGGAAGUUGAAGUUGACCCUCGAGUUUGUAAUAAUUCAUUUGAAGCAAAGAGAGGAUCACAAGGAGACUGGGGCGAGAGAGCCAAUAAUGUUUUAAAAUUCACUAAAGGAAAAUCUUUCCGUCAUGAAAAGACUAAGAAAAAGCGAGGAAGUUAUUGCGGUGGUGCCAUUUCUACAACUGUGAACUCCAUAAAGUUUGACAGUGAAUGAACAUUAUUAUUAUUUUUUAUUUUUCAAACCGUGAACUUCUUUCCAAAUGCCUGAACUUUAGAACUUUUUGUCCAGUUCUUAAGUUCGUCAGCAUGGACGUUUAUCUGCCCGGGAGUUGUCGAUGACCGAAUGAUAAUUUUCUGUGUAUCUCUAAGAAAAACAGAAUUUUUUUUUGUCAUUCAAGAAAAAAUUAUGUUUUAGGAAAAUGCUUUGUUUUUCUUUUUGCAGAUAUUGAGAUUUAAAUUGCCUUGUUUUUACAACUUGAUUUUUAAACAUUUUGUUCUGAUGUUUAGAUUCAAAAGAGGUUAACCAUCUUUAAAGUGGACCUGUCAGAUGGCGUAAACGUAGUCGGUAUAGAUAAUGAAUGUCCUUUGAUACUACUUUUUAUAUUAAAGGUGACUUGUUCGGAGGAAGUAUGGUAGCUGCCAUUGUAAACCUUUUUGAAAAUUCUUCUUGCUGAUCUACAAUCACUGGAUACUGUACUUAUGUCUUUGACCCAGAUUAAGUAUAUGAAGCAGAUCAGUGUUCUGAUUUGCUCUGUUGCUUGAGCACCAGUAAAGUCAAAGUAUUGACCUCUCUAUUUA